Messenger RNA from Moneuplotes crassus, 919 nucleotides. NCBI's taxonomy places the organism in Eukaryota, Ciliophora, Spirotrichea, Euplotida, Euplotidae. The record is from the annotation of a GenBank genome assembly.
UAUAAAAUGGAAACCCAUUCAAACUCUUUGUUUAGAGAAGGCCAUAUGGUUGUCCAGUACAUACUGACUCAGUUCCUUGACUUUAAAACUUUGGCAAAAUUCAAAUGCUGUUGCAGGUUCACUAAAGAAUGCAUUGAAGAGUACGAGAAGACUUGGGAAGGAAGGUUCAAGGCUCUAGAAGGCAAAUACAGGAUCGACCUGAGUGAGUGAGAGAAAGCAAUUGCUGACAAGAAGCCCGAAGACAAGUUCAGAAUUCUCCCUGAAAAUGAAAGAAUGUUGUAUCAAACCAACCAAAUGUACAGACACAAAGACUUCAGACAUGUUUUUAGAAUGUUUUGUGGAGACAAUCAGGUUGCUACUAUGGCAGAGAAAAGAGAUGGAUGGGCACAUACAGAUAAUCCUAGCUAUUUCUCCGUUGCUACAAGGCAUGAUUCGAUCUUUACUGAGAAAAUGCCAGAGCUGAUUGAUGUCUGAUGGUAUGAUCCUAGCUGCACUAUAAAUGAUGUUCUUCCAGAAAAAUACUAUACCAUUUAUGUCAGACAUCUAGUGAAGCAACAUAAUAGCAUUAAGCGAACACUCAAGAUCUUUGUGGAUGGAAAGGCAUUUUACCCUGCAGAAGAUGGCAAAGAAGACAUCAAGAAAACUUUUAGUAUCCAUGAAGAAGCUAAUUUUCCAAGCAUGAUAAACCUUGAUUCAGGUGAAGAGUAUCCUUAUGACAAGUUCUUUAACCAAAAAAUUUGUGAAAUAGACCUCACUGAGUAUCAAGACGCUAAGAGAAUUGACAUCUCGUUUGGAUGGAGACACAAUACCGAUUAUUGGAAAGGUGGCUACAUCAUCGAUGGAGUUCUACUGAUGCCUAACGAAGUUACACCUACUGAAGAAAGUAUGCCAACUAUUGAGAAAUUUUUAUCAGAAUAAC